CCUCCUCCUACUCCUCUUUCCUCCUCCUUCCUAAGUGUACAGACAGCAUCACAUCACCUGGUUGGCUUCUGAGAAACAGCAUCUCUCCUUUUCAGGGACCAGAGACUCAGAGAAUGGAGACAUUCUAAUGGAGUCUGCUCGAUACCCCAAAAUAAAAUAAUAAAUUUUGGCUCUUGUCCCCUCCUCCCGCCCCCACCCCCUCAACCCUGUGUGAGAUGUUGGAUUUCUUCUUCACGAGACACUGUUGAGAAGUCGCAGUGGCUGGAGAGGCGUAGGGGAUAGACGGCCUCUACCCCCCCAUCCCCCUUUUUUCUCUCUGGGAGGAGGAGGAGGGGAAGGGGGGUUGCAGAGCGAGCGAUGGAUGAGGAAAACAUGACGAAAAGCGAGGAGCAGCAGCCUCUGAGUUUGCAAAAAGCCUUACAGCAGUGCGAACUGGUCCAAAACAUGAUAGACCUCAGUAUCUCCAACCUAGAAGGGCUUAGGACCAAAUGUGCUACCUCCAACGACCUCACACAAAAAGAAAUCCGGACCCUGGAGAGCAAGCUGGUGAAAUACUUCAGCCGGCAGCUGUCCUGCAAAAAGAAGGUGGCCCUGCAGGAACGCAACGCAGAGCUGGAUGGCUUCCCCCAGGUCCGGCACUGGUUCCGGAUUGUCGACGUGCGCAAGGAAGUCCUGGAG
This is a messenger RNA of Galeopterus variegatus (Sunda flying lemur), 678 nucleotides long. Its product is annotated as kinase suppressor of Ras 2-like. The record is from RefSeq and is a predicted model, not a curated record. The annotation marks the transcript as partial. NCBI's taxonomy places the organism in Eukaryota, Metazoa, Chordata, Mammalia, Dermoptera, Cynocephalidae. The transcript is spliced from 2 exons.